Molecule: messenger RNA, 345 nt
Organism: Pseudogymnoascus destructans
Lineage: Eukaryota; Fungi; Ascomycota; Leotiomycetes; Thelebolales; Thelebolaceae
Exons: 1
Coding region: 1-345 (114 amino acids)
Source: RefSeq, a predicted model, not a curated record
AUGGCCCGGUUCGACAUUGGAUUCAUCCACGAGAGUUUUCAUGGCGAGAAGCGCCUCUUCGCACUUAUGACUAUAAUAGAAGAGUGCAACAAGGAGGAUCCCAUGGUUAUGCUCCCACUCGUGAGGGUGAGAACCUCGAGCCAGAUGAUCGUUGGUCUCCCAGCUAUCGGGAGCAAGGCAUUGUAUAUCGUGGACAUUGAUCCCAAGCAGAGAUACACGCUAGCACCAUUUGCCAAGGGGCCGCUCAGAUUGCACAAUGCCUCUGAUAAUUUAGAGCAUCCAGCUCCAAGUGCUUCAGAUCUACUGACGUCAAUCUACUGUUGGUGGGAGAUUGGCUUGAUAUGA